Messenger RNA from Phycodurus eques (leafy seadragon), 2115 nucleotides. It is a transcript of the gene myadmb, whose product is annotated as myeloid associated differentiation marker b. Gene Ontology annotation, cellular component: membrane. The transcript has 2 exons. The record is from RefSeq and is a predicted model, not a curated record. The coding region runs from base 200 to 1081 and encodes 293 amino acids. Lineage: Eukaryota; Metazoa; Chordata; Actinopteri; Syngnathiformes; Syngnathidae.
UAUUUGGAAGCUCUUUUACAUGACGUGUAAUUGCUCUUUGAGCUGGGAAAAGGGAGGGCAAAAGGGAGGGGAGGGGGAGUGAAGGAACACCAACAAGGGAAGAAGUUGGAGAAAGUGAGGGACAAAAAAAAAGUUGGGGAGCCAGACUGCCAUCUGGAACACAUCAAUUUGUCUGCGAGCGAGGUGACCCAGCGUCAACAUGGCAAUCAUCCUGCACUCUACCCCCCUCCUGUGGACGCGUCUGGCAGCGCUGAUCUUCUCCUGCGUGGCCUUCUCGGUGGCGGUCCACGGCGGGCGUCUGUACCAUGGCACGGGCGACUGGUGCAUCUUCUGCUGGGCCUUCAGCUUCGCCGGCACCGUUCUGGUGCUCCUGGUGGAGCUGUUCGGCCUGCAGACCAGAGCGCCCGUCUCCUGGAAGAACUUCCCCAUCACGUUCGCCUGCUACGCCGCCCUGCUGUGCCUGUCGGCGUCUAUCAUCUUCCCCCUGUACUACCUGAAGGGCUCCAUGGGGCCCAGCGAGGUGCGCGACUACCGUAUCGUUUCCACCGUCUUCUCCUGCCUGGCCACCAUCGCCUACAUGAGCGAGGUGAGCAUCAGUAAGGCGAGGCCGGGCGAGGUGGCCGGCUACAUGGCCACCGCCCCGGGCCUGCUCAAGGUGUGCGAGACCUUCGUGGCGUGUAUCAUCUUCGUGUUCAUCAGCGACCCGGUGGUGUACGACCGCCACGACGCCCUCAAGUACUGCAUGUCCGUCUACUGCAUCUGCUUCAUCCUGUCCGCCGCCAUCAUCGUCCUGUGCGUGGGCGAGUGCACCGGCUGCCUGCCGUUCCCCUUUGCUCGCUUCCUGUCCGGCUACGCCCUGCUGGCCGUGGUGCUCUACCUGUCGGCCACGAUCGUCUGGCCCAUCUUCAACUUCGACCCCAAGCACGGCGGCAGCAAGCAGCGUCCGUCCAACUGCAGCAUCACGCAGGGGUUGUGCGUGUGGGACAAGCUGAUGGCGGUGGCCGUGCUCACGGCUGUCAACUUCGUCCUCUACCUGGCUGACCUCAUCUACUCUGCCCGCUUGGUGUUCGUCAGCGUUUGAGAUUCCGGCAAAUUGAAAUUUGGCGGCUUGCGGGUCGGGCAUCUUAACUUGACUCCGAAUUGUCUUCAAAAAUGCAUGUAUAACGGAACCUCCAAGGCGGAACAGUACACAUUUCAGCGUUCAGAAGAAAUUUUCAUGAAAAAUAGGCCACUUGACUUGCAAGAUUAAUUGCUUCCUUGACCACGCUUGUAAGUCAAAACGUUUGUAUCUCAAAUCAUCUUUCCCCAUUCAUAUGAAGAGAAUGCCAUUAAUGCGUUCCAAUCCCACAUUGUGCUCUUCCGGGUAUGUGUGACUUGGCCACUAGGGGCAGUAAAAUACAGCCAUACAGACACAAAACGAAGAAGAGUUUCACGACUAAGUGACUCAGUCAGGUUCAAAUGUAAUUUUCAUGAAAUAUAUGCCACAAAAUGCACAACGUCAGAAAGUAGAGUGGAUUUGUUGUUUCUCUGCCGUUUCUAUGUUGUUGUAUUUUUACGUAAAAAAAGGGUAAAGACGAAACACGUAAUGAUUGAAAAAAAAGUGCUUCAUCAGCAAAUUAAGUGAGACUUUAGCCUAGUGAUUAUCCAAAACAAAAACCUCACAAGUGCCUUAUUAUUAUUAUCAUUAUUAUUAUUAUUAUUAUUAUAUAUAUUUUUUUUACUACAGAUGGUUACCAGUGAUGCCAAAGAGGAAAACACGUAAUGAUAACCAUAUAACAGGAAAUGGGGAGGAAAAAAAAAAAGUUUACAUCCAAAGAAACAGCCACCGUUUGCAAGCUUUGUGAUUUCAGCAUAGGAGGUUACCAUGGCAAAGAGAGGAGAAAUGUCACGAUAAGUGUAGAACAGGAUAUGAAAUAAUUACUGGUGAAUUGGACAAAAUGUAGUAUGCGGAUCCAUUUGAGGCCCGUCAAAUGAUUAGAUAAUUGUGAUAAUAAGCAUGUGGCUUUUUACACUUAAAACGUCCCCUUUCGGAGGUUCCACUGUAAUGUCAUUAAAGACUCCACAAGCCUGCCAAAUUUGAUUUUGCUUAUCGUCUGACGAAUGAGGUUGUUGUGG